UUUGUUGGGAGGGAACUGCUACGCGCACACCGAGGCAGAGGCAGAGAGCCGUCCGUCCGCCCGUCCCAAAGUUGCGGGCUUUUGUGGGAGAGGAGCGCGCAAUCCACACACAGUGUAGAGAGGGAGAGAGAAAGCGUCCUUCUUCCUCCUCCCCGACUCCGGCCGGCGAGGUCGGGACGGAGCUCCGCCGCUCCACCGAGCCGCGGAUCGGUGGCGUAGGCAGUUGAGGGGCUGAGGAGGUGAAAGAAAGAGGCAACGAAAGCACCCAUGGUGAUAGCUUCCGGAGUGAUUGACAGGGGACACCUGUCCUCGUUCGGCGGCCCACCGCCAGACUCGUCGUCGUCGUUCUUCUCCGAAGACCUUGUCCCCACAGAGAGGCAGGUUGGGUUCUGGAAAUCGGAGUCAAUGGUGGAUCAGAGAGGGAGCAAGCCAGUUUUUGCUUCUCCACUUGAGAAGAUCCAUCCGACGGGAGCAAAUCCUGAAGGCAGUCUGGAACAAACAGGGGGCCAAGUCUUCAAGGGCCUAGAUGCCCUUCGCGUCAGUAAAGCGAUGGGGCAAGGAAAUGCGUCAAGUUCGCCAUCAACAUCCUGGGGUGAUAUGCUCACGACCCCUGGAUCUAGAUUUGGCUUGUCUGAUAGAGAGACGGCUAUUGCCGAAACAGCUGGUGGCAACCCGAGGAUAAUGGCCACUGGUGUUUGUGGCCAGUCUGCUAGCUUCAUCUGUGAGGGAGAUGAACCUCUAGGGUCCAUGGAGGAAAUUGAAGCUCAAACCAUUGGAGAUCUUCUACCAACCGAUGAUGAUUUGAUAUCAGGCGUUAUCGAUGGCUUUGAACUCUCUGGCCUGUCUAUCAACCAGGAUGAUGCUGAUGAAGAUAUAUUUUGCACUGGAGGAGGGUUGGAGCUUGAGAAUGACGAUUCCAUCUCCAUUAAAGGUGCAAGAAAUGUGGAAGGAUCCUCAAAGUGCCAUUUUCCUGGGGAGCACCACAUUAGCAGAUGUCCUUCCAGAUCACUUUUUGUCACAAACAUCAACACCAACAUUGUUGAUUCUGAUCUGAGAGUUCUGUUUCAGCAAUAUGGGGACGUGCAUAAGCUUUUCACCUGCAAGGAACAUGGGUAUGUAAGAGUGUCGUACUAUGACAUACGAGUUGCCCAAAACGCAAUGAGAGCACUCCAUGGCAAGCCUCUGGGGCCCGUGAAGCUUGAUGUACAAUUUUGCAUUCCUAAGGGAAAUGCUUCAGAUAAGGGUAUGAACGAGGGGAUUUUGGCGGUGUCUAACAUCGACCCAUCUGUUUCCAAUGAUGAUCUUCUCCAAGCACUUACUGUUUAUGGUGAUGUGAAGGAGAUUUCCAGGGCUUCUACAAGCUGCAAUAAGAAACUCGUUGAGUUCUACGAUGUCAGAGCGGCAGAAGCAGCACUAUAUGACCUUAAUAAGGGUGCUAUCUCAGGCCCAAAAAUCAAGGCUGAAGUUAGCAAUCCCGGAGGGGCAAAUUUUGGCUUGAGACAACAGUAUCCGAGAGAGUGGAAGCUUGAUGGUUCCCCUCACCAGCCUAGAAACUCUCCGCCUGGGAUCAUUGGAGGCCCUAGAAGUCAUGAGAACAGCAGUCUGCAUAAUUUAUUUUCUCCAGUUAGUCCGCAGUUGGAUAGAUCACCCCAUGGCAUCGCUUCAAGUGGCCCUCAGAAGCUGUCGUCGCCUAUCAGAAUUGAACCUGCACGUCAGUACAAUAAUCAAGCUGCUAUUAGUGAACUUGGCGGAUCGCUUGGUCAAGGAAACUUUGGACAUGGAAUGCAGAUGUUCCAGCCACACUCACUGCCGGAGUGUCAGAACGGUAUGUGUAAUAUCUCCAAGUCCAUGACAUCAAGUGGCAGGAGUGCUGGCUUCAGAGUAGAUGGAGUGGAUUACAGUCAUCUCCAGAAAGUGGGCUCUGGUAGCCUUCAUGGUCAUUCCUUCGAUCAAAAUAAUGAAGCAUUUGGGCCUACCGGCGUUGGAAGUUUUCCCCUCAAUGGACACCACUACAGUUGGAAUAGCUCAAAUGCUUUCCCUCAAAGUCCCUCCUCUCCAAUGCUGUGGUCGAACAUGCAGCACCCAGGGCACAUGCAUGGUUAUCCUGGUGUCGUGCCACCUCACACACUGAAUAACGGUGCUUAUCCUAUGGAUCAACACCACAUGGGUUCAGCUCCAAACAAUGGAGGCGGUUUCAGAAAUGCGCGCUCUGUUCACCCAGGGUCUCUUGGGAGUGUAGGGUUUCCUGGUAGCCCUCAGAUGUAUCCAUCAGAUGUCCCUGUCUUCACACCUGCCAGGGGAAGUUACAGGGACACCAUGUUCUCCCCAGUUGGUGCCGGAUUCCCAUCGCUGCAACAGAUGUGCAAUGUAAUGAACCGAAGGAACCCUAUGGUCCAGGUUUCCGCUUCCUAUGAUGCUACGAAUGAUCGGAUGAGGAGAAGCAGACAUGAUGGAAACGCUGCUGUCCAGCCAGAAAAUAAGAGGCUGUUUGAGCUUGACAUCGAGCGGAUAGCGCAGCAUGAAGACCCACGCACCACAUUAAUGAUUAAAAACAUUCCUAACAAGUACAACUGUAAACUGCUUCUGGGCGUCAUUGAUGAGAAUCAUCGUGGAACUUAUGAUUUCGUCUACCUUCCGAUCGACUUCAAGAACAAAUGCAACGUGGGCUAUGCUUUCAUCAACAUGACCGAUCCACAGCACAUAAUUCCGUUUUACAAGACAUUUAAUGGCAAGAGAUGGGAAAAAUUCAACAGCGAGAAGGUGGCAACACUCGCAUAUGCUAGAAUCCAGGGCAGAAAGCAAUUAGUUGCCCAUUUUCAGAAUUCUAGCCUGAUGAAUGAAGACAAAGGGUGUCGCCCUAUACUCUUCGGCGAGGAUGGGGUGCAGGAACCUUUCCCUGUUGGGAACAACAUCCGGCCUAGGUCCGGGAGGAACAGGCCGCUCCACAGCUCGGACACCAGAGGAGACGCGAGCCUGUCGACCUCGCCUAACCUGGAGAACUCUAGCCGCAGGGCUAACGCGGUCUAGGGCGAUGACUCGAUCUUGGCUCACUAACUGGAGGACGAAGAAGCUGCAAUAAAUUACCCCCAGUUUUGCUAUUUAUUUUUCUCUCCGGCAAGGCUGGGGCAUGUAGCGAGUUCGGACGGUCUGCUGGCGAUUCGCCGUGAGUAAGUUGCGCAAGGGCGCCCUCGUUUUUGCCCCGCCGACGAACUCUAGAGUUCGGACGGUUGCAAGGUGGGCGAAAUGCGCAGGAGGUGAUGUGUGUUUUGUGUGUGUGUGUGUGUCAAGAAGAGGGAUGGGGAGCUGUACAGUUGAGUUGGAGGGGUGUUGGAUGCUAAUCUGACUUGAAUGCUUUUAAUUUAAACUCGGUUCAUUUUGCUUGGAUUA
Hordeum vulgare subsp. vulgare (domesticated barley) is the source of this 3387-nucleotide messenger RNA. RefSeq names its product protein MEI2-like 3. The record is from RefSeq and is a predicted model, not a curated record. The transcript has 15 exons. Gene Ontology annotation, molecular function: RNA binding. Lineage: Eukaryota; Viridiplantae; Streptophyta; Magnoliopsida; Poales; Poaceae. Bases 268 to 3027 code for a protein of 919 amino acids.